This is a messenger RNA of Sycon ciliatum, 1828 nucleotides long. RefSeq names its product mevalonate kinase-like. Gene Ontology annotation, biological process: isoprenoid biosynthetic process; isopentenyl diphosphate biosynthetic process, mevalonate pathway. The transcript is spliced from 11 exons. The record is from RefSeq and is a predicted model, not a curated record. The coding region runs from base 8 to 1264 and encodes 418 amino acids. Gene Ontology annotation, molecular function: ATP binding; mevalonate kinase activity. Gene Ontology annotation, cellular component: cytosol; cytoplasm. Lineage: Eukaryota; Metazoa; Porifera; Calcarea; Leucosolenida; Sycettidae.
AUUAGAAAUGGAAAACAAUUUGAACGAAGAAGAAGGUGAAUUGGUAGUAUCUGCACCUGGAAAGGCAAUACUCCACGGCGAGCAUGCUGUAGUUUAUGGCAAGAGGGCCAUUGCUGCCAGUGUAGAUUUACGAUGUUACCUGAGGCUUCGCGAGGUCGCGGCUCCCACGGUGGAACUAAAUGUCCGCGACCUAGAUAUUCACGCAAAGUGGUCUCUUGAUGAAGUUCGUGAUCUUUCCUCUGUGUGUGAAUCGGACGCUUCUUCAAGGCAAUCUGAGGCAUGCGACGCACGCUUGCACGACUUGAGUUCACGAGUGGGUGGCGACGACAGCGUCAAAGUCCUUGCAGCGAAGACAUUCCUCUUUCUUGCUGGUGCAAUCUGCUUCAAGCGAUCCUGCACGACUGGCAUUGAUGUUCAAGUUACCUCCAGUUUGCCGUUCGCAUCGGGAUUGGGGUCAUCGGCGUCAUAUUCCGUAUGUUUAGCCGCUGCUUUCUUGUUGCGUAAUGGCGAGAUCAAGCCAGAAUCACUCAAGCGAGGCAAGGAAGGUGACCAUCAUGAACAACUUGAGCGCCUUGGACUGCAGUCCAGCAGCAAAUAUCUCGCCACUUCCUUCUCGCAGGACGAUCUGGACUUGGUGAGGAGAUGGUCGUUUCAAGGAGAGCGCAUUAUCCACGGCACGCCGUCUGGUAUCGACAAUGCUGUCGCCACAUUUGGAGGUGCUCUUGAGUUCUGCCGUGCUCCUGGUGGCGAUCACAUCCGUACCAUCGAGAGUCCGCCCAUUUUGACUGUGCUGCUGACGAAUACCAAGGUUCCAAGAAGCACCAAAGUGCUGGUGGCUGGUGUUCGUUCCUGGCUGGAAGAGAUGCCUGCUGUAGCCAAGCCGAUCAUGGAUGCAGUCGAUGGAAUAUCUGAACAGUGUUGCAAGUACUGGGAUGACCUGGAAGGUGCGGAUGUGAAAGAAAAGGAGGUUAUCUUCUCGCAUCUUGGUCGCCUCGUCGAUGCCAACCAGUCGCUUCUGAGUGUGAUGGGAGUCAGUCACCCAGCCAUUGAAACCGUCUGUCAGAUUUCCGCUGCAUGUGGCCUGCACAGUAAACUCACAGGUGCUGGUGGAGGCGGCUGUGUCAUCACGUUCUUCACCCAAGAAGAUCAAGAGAACGGGAAGGUUGCGGACGUUAAGACCAAGCUGGAGUCCAGCGGCUUUGACGUCUACAAUACUGUUCUCGGCGGCCCUGGCGUGGCCCUUCACCAACUGGACAAUGCAUAGACACAGCACACUCUGCUAUGAUUUAGGAUUAGGACCGUCUUUUUUUUUAAAUUAUAGUGUAUGUACUCAGUGAUGUGAAACAACUCUUUCAAUGUUCUUAUAGUACUUUUAUUUUCAAUCUUUUGUGGAACAGUAUUUAAAAGGAGUAGUAUCUGAGGAGUGCGAGGCCCACCAUGAAAUACCAGCAAUGAUGUGAUGUGACUCUUUCAGUGCUUGUUUUUUUAUGGUGCUUUUACUUUUCAAUCUUUCAUGGAACAGUAUAAAAGUAGUAUGCUAGGAGUGCAGAGGCACAUCAUAAAAUACCAGUAUAGAAACCACAGUAGGAUGUGGAAGAAAGAGUUCAAAAUAACAAUAGAAAAGCUAUUGGCCAAGAUGUGUAGAAAUAAAGACUGGUGAUGGAAUUGUUCUAUGAGGGACAAGAAAGCCGAAUAAAAACCUUUAAAAACUCUUUUGUCAGGAAGAAGUCUAACAGUUGUCAAAGGCAAGACAGAAAAUAGCAUGGGGCGCUACAGAGUGCUUUAGAGUAUGAUUUUUCCAAGCUUCAAAGUUAUAUAUUAUGCGCAU